AUGAGCCAAGCACCACCGCGUCAAAAGACGACAGCUCCUGCUUCAAGUCAGAGCAGUGGAAAUAUGACUGCUCGACGAAAGCAAGGAGCAAAUUUGCAAUUUGAAGCUAUGAAAAGCACUGCUAUUCCAUCACUAUUUGAUAUGUGUGCUAAAUUAUUGCAAUCUCAGGUCGAUUGCUUACCUGUUUUGGAAAAUGUUGAGGAUGUCAUUGUCCAGCGUAUUCUGUCAGCCUGCGACGCUCCAAAGCUUGAUGAAAUUGAAACUAAGAAUGAGAACGCAGGUGUAAACCUAAAUACGGAUGAUCUUUGGAGAAUAUUGACUAUACGAGAUUUUGGAGGAGCUUUUGACAAAGGAAAUGGUACUUGGAAAGAACUGUACAAUAAGCUAAAUCAAGAGAAAAUGGCACGAGAAAAAAAACUUCGUGAAAUUAAGGAAUCGAACAAGGUUGAAAAAAAGGGUUCAAGAAUAAUUUCUGGUAGUACUGCUGCUGCUAGUGUGAACAACAAACAUUCAAAGGAGAAACACACGACUCAAACCAUAGAUCCCGUGGUUGCUCGCAGAGCGUCAUCCAAUACCAUUAGAAAUAGUAGCAGUAGAUCACGCUCCUCAUCCUCGUCAUCUUCUAAAAGUAGAAGCGCGUCAACAACAACAACAGCCACGACCAAGAAGAGCAAACUGUGGACUAAAUCUUUGGGAGAGACAUCAACAGCACGUAAAUCAAAAGAAUCUACCACUACUACAGCACCUCAGAAGAUUUUCACACCAGGAAAGCCUCCAUCAACAAUUGUGACAACAGACUUCAAUGCUGAUCGAUACAAAUCAAACUAUGCCAAGUCGUCUGUGGGAAGUGUACACGUCUCCCCUGUCAUUAUGAAACAACCAGUGUUCAGAGCAGCAAGUAAUAUUGAUUUUACAAGACAACGUCCAUCAUCCCCUCCCACAUCAGAUUCCAUAGCCACUGAUUCACCCCUUGUGUCACCUUCGUAUGUGGACAGCAUGUUUUGUAAGGAAACAUCCAAGAGAAUGGAAAAAUUGAAACGACAAACUGAAAAUGAUUCUGCCAGACGUCAAACACAUGUCCCAACAAAGAACCAUGCCACCAGUACUGUACCAUCAAAACAACAGCGCCCACCUCCUUCCUCCCAUAAUUCUUCAUCUCUUGCUCCUCCCCAGAAAAAAGUCAAACCAACAGAGCAACCCUCGCAUUCUAACUUUGCUGGCUCAGCUUCAAAUUCCCUCAACUUUACCAUUCCAAAGAAGAAAAAGUAA
Naegleria lovaniensis is the source of this 1269-nucleotide messenger RNA. RefSeq lists its product as uncharacterized. Lineage: Eukaryota; Heterolobosea; Eutetramitea; Acrasida; Naegleriidae. Gene Ontology annotation, cellular component: elongin complex; nucleus. The record is from RefSeq and is a predicted model, not a curated record. The transcript has 3 exons. Bases 1 to 1269 code for a protein of 422 amino acids. Gene Ontology annotation, biological process: transcription elongation by RNA polymerase II.